Molecule: messenger RNA, 2005 nt
Organism: Populus euphratica (Euphrates poplar)
Lineage: Eukaryota; Viridiplantae; Streptophyta; Magnoliopsida; Malpighiales; Salicaceae
Product: RNA-binding KH domain-containing protein
Exons: 3
Coding region: 598-1974 (458 amino acids)
Molecular function (GO): RNA binding
Source: RefSeq, a predicted model, not a curated record
GACCCGAAAAGAAGGACCUUCAGGACUUAAACAAACAUAUUUGGCGGUGAUUUGUGUAAAUCUUGGUUGUCGGUUGUUGAUGGUAGUUUGUGUAAUUCCGGUGAUGGUUUGUGGGUUUCGCAAUGUUUGUGGCCUAAAUAAAUAGAGGUUGUUGAAAAAGAGAUUAAGAAGAGUGGACGAUGAGAAUAAUUGUUUUACUGAGCAGGGAAGAGAGGAUUUGUGAUCAACAAAAAGAAAAAGAAAGAAAAGAGAAGAAAACGUCUUCUAUCUUGAAGUACUUUUUACACAGGAAUUUUAAAAGCAGAUGAAGCCUGCUUUUUUGAUUAACUCGUGGCCGGCUUCAAUUACUUUCUGCACAAGAAUUUUAAAAGUAGGUGAAGCAUGCUUUUGAUUAAACUUGUGGUUGGACCACGUUUUGACAUGAAUCCCCCCUUCUUAAACCUGUGUUAUUGUGGUGAAACUGCACCACACUUUCUACUACCAAAACAAUCACCCUCGUAGUCACGCCACUUUUGCCACGGAAAGAGGUUCUAUUAAUUAAUUCCGUGCAACUGUUACUCUGAAAAAGAUUCCGCUCCUUUUCCUCUUCUCUACUCAAUGCAGCAGCAGCAGAAGCACCACCGUCACAAGGGUCGUCCACGAAAGCCGUUGAUCGAGCUCCAACCGGGUCAGGUUGCAUUCCGAGUAGUCUGUCAUGUUUCGAAAAUCGGUGGUCUCAUCAGCCACUCCAGCUCCGUAAUAUCCCCAAUCUGGCUUGAAGCCGGUUGCCUAGUUCACUGCGAGGAGGCGGUGAAGGGGUCGGAGCACCGGGUAAUAGUGGUGGUGGGGUCCGCGUCCCCAGAGAGGAAAAUUGCGGUGGGUGAAGGUGAGACGGUGGAAGUGUCUGGAGCGCAGGAGGCGGUGGUUAGGGUUUUAGAGAGGAUGUGGAGGGGGGAUGGGAAGAAGGAUGGUGGUGAAUACGAGGGUUAUUGUGGACUUUUGGCCAAUACGUCGCAGAUUGGUGCCGUUGUGGGUAGAGAAGGCAGGGAUAUCAAGAGAAUGAAGAGAACUAGUGGAGCCCAUAUCUGGAUUCUCCCGGCUCCUCUAUGCGCUUUGAAGGAAGAUCAAUUAAUUCAGAUUGCAGGCAGUAGCGCUAUGGCUGUAAAGAAAGCAGUGAUUGCUGUAACUAGCUGCCUUCAAGAUUAUCCUCCAUGCGAGAAGGAUGAAGUGGGUUUAGGACUUGGAGCUGUUAGGAGAAGGAGAAGUGGUUCCUCUGGUGAUCCAAAUGCUGAAUUCUCUCCUCAUUCGUGUUCCCUGCUACCCACAUAUUCUGAAAAUAUUGCAACUGAUGGAGACCAUAAGAAACCUAAUGAACAGUCACAAGUUCAAUUUAGGAUGAUCUGCUCCCAUGGUGCAGCUGGGAUCAUCAUAGGCAAGGGAGGGUCUGUAGUCAGAGCUCUGCAAAAUAAAACUGGUGCUUCUAUCAUCUUUGCUCCUCCUAUAACCAACUCCGAUGACCGUCUAGUUACUGUUUCUGCAUUGGAGAACCUUGAAUCAUCCCACUCUCCUGCACAGAAUGCACUUCUUCUUGUCUUUGCUAGAUCUAUUGAGCAUGACAUUGAUAGAGCUCGUUCCUUGGGCUUGAUUGAGGAAAUUACCGUGACAGCAACCCUCCUGCUGCCAUCAAAUAGGGUCUCUUGUUUGAUUGGAAGAGGAGGUAGGGUAGAUUCAGAAAUGAUAGGAACAACUGGUGCUGAUAUACAGAUAAUGCAAGGGGACCAAUUCUUUGAUUUCGCUUCAGAGAAUGAUGCAGUGGUGCAGGAUGAAAACUGGUAUAGAACUAUAGAUAGAUACUGGGAUGUUUAUACCUUGGAAUGGAGUGUGAUCAGCCAACAUGGUAAAGUAUUUGGAGCUUCUAUUGAAGAUUUAUGUCCAUUUUUUUGUUUGAAUUCCCAGUCCCGUAUCUACCUGGUUAAAAUCUUCGGUACCACCUAACUAGCGAUUUAUUCCCAAACUGUUAUAUGUU